Molecule: messenger RNA, 351 nt
Organism: Botrytis byssoidea
Lineage: Eukaryota; Fungi; Ascomycota; Leotiomycetes; Helotiales; Sclerotiniaceae
Exons: 2
Coding region: 1-351 (116 amino acids)
Source: RefSeq, a predicted model, not a curated record
AUGUCUGAUUCGGACAGACACGUCUUUGCGAGAGUUUCGAGCUUCUCCGCCCAUACAAGCGGGGAUAGUUCAGCAAAGUUCCAACAGGCGAAGAGGGACCUUGAUGGCAUGUUAGAGAAACUACGUGUUCAGAAUGACGAAGACCGGGAAACUCUUAGACGAUUUAGGGCUAGACUUACCAGAGUGAGGAGGGCCAAGAUCCGAGCAACGGCGAGUGGCGAUCGUGGAGUACUUUACGAAAUAGAUGGAGAACUUCGUAAAAUUUUAAUUCGGCUUCGCAGAAUUGAUGCUGAGAUGGUUAGUAUGCAGGAAGAUAGAAACAAGAUAUCUAUUUUGGUAAUUGAACAAUGA